This is a messenger RNA of Sphenostylis stenocarpa, 2844 nucleotides long. Lineage: Eukaryota; Viridiplantae; Streptophyta; Magnoliopsida; Fabales; Fabaceae. The record is from the annotation of a GenBank genome assembly.
AUGGUAGCCCAUAACAAUGAAGAAGAUUGGGCUGCAAAGGCAAGAGCUUGGGCAGCUAAGGCUGCAAUGGAAAGUCAGCAUCCACAAACACAUUUUUCACCUGCUGGAAGAUUGCACGAGCAAAACCACUAUCAUGAUCAGUAUCAGCAAUCUGUUGACUCGCAUUAUACUGAUGUUCAAAACCAAUCCCAUUCAACAUCAAGCCAAUCCCAUCCAACCUCAAGCUAUCAACAAUUUUCCUACUUGGAUGCAUCUGUGCACCGACUUUCAGGACAUUCCCAGGAGGCUGCACCUUUCAGUUUGGAGACAUCUUAUACUCAAGAUGGACAUUCAUACAGUGCUAGAGAUGGGACCAGCAUCAGAGAUUCAAAUGUUUCAUUUGAACAAGGGAACUUGCCAACAAAUCCAUCAGUUAAUCAGCAGGAGGUACCUUCUAGUUAUUGUUCUGUUGCAGUUUCAUUUUAUCAUUGGAGAGGCAUGCUUGCUAGAACUGUGCAAAGUUGUAGGAAUAUCUAUUGUGUUGAUUUUCCAACAAUAUUGAUGUCGGAGAGAAUUUCAAACAAACUGCCAAUGUGGGAUGACAAACUAAGUCAGUUUUGGGUGGGUAAAGAUGCUACCGAUCAGAUUCAACAAUCAUACUCACCCUUUCCUUUGUCAAGUUCCUCAUCUCAAGAACGCCAUGUGCAACCAUCAAUGGUUGCACCACCUUUUGCAUCUGGCAGCCACUCAGUUGACUCGGCUAUCAGUCUUGCUGAUCAACCAUUAGAUUUUGCACCCAGGUUUAGUCGUGAUAAUGAUUUGCAAAUGCAAUCAACUUUUAAUCAUCAUGAUUCCAGUACCUCAAUGAAUAACUGGGGUGCUCAAGUAGCCCCUGGUGUUGGUUAUCCACCAAUUCUUGCCUCUGGGCCUCAGCAGCUUGACGCUUCUAUCACCACUCCUGGUCAUGUGGCACCACCAUUUGGAAGGUUUCCUGGACCCGGUCUUCCUUCAACCAUUCCACCAAGUGGUGCACCCUUUACCCUUAACACAGGAACUACAAUUCAUCCUACUGCUGCUUUCUCUGCUGAUGCAUAUGGGGUAUCCAGUGUUUCUGAUCGGCCUAAGAAGGCUUCAGUCCCUAACUGGCUUAGAGAGGAAAUAAAGAAAGCAGUCAUUGCUGCUCCUGCAGAGAAUCUGAAGGAGGAAGCCACGUUUGUGAAUGAUGGCAUUGACAAGCCAUAUGCUAGAGGUGAUGAGGCAGAUAGUAAAAGCAUUGACUCAUCUAGAUCAGCUGAGGAUGAAGAAGAUGAAGAGGAUCAAGUUGAAGUAACUAGAACUGCAGCAAUCAACCAAGAAAUAAAGAGAGUUCUGACUGAAGUUCUUUUGAAGGUAACUGAUGAAUUGUUUGAUGAAAUUGCAACCAAAGUUCUUGCUGAAGAUGAUCUUACUGCUGAAGUAGGCCACAAGGUUGUUAUCUCAAACCACAAGUCGUCUGUAUCUCCACCAUCAGCAACAGUUCCUAAGGCAUCUGCAAAGGUUUUUGUUCCAGUCAAAGAGAAGGUAGAAAAUGAAGGUGCCAGUGAAAAAUCUAAUUCUACCUCUCCUGGAGACGUUUUAGGUCUUGGAAAUUAUGGUUCGGAUGCUGAUGAUGAAGACAAUGAAAUUGAGAGUUCCAGUGUGCCAACUUCUGCAAAAGAUGCUACCUACCAGUCAGGGAUUAAGCAACCUUUGUCAGAUACACAUGAUGUAUCUGUUAAUGGCAUUUCAAUACUUGAUGAGCACAGUAGAAAUGAAACUAAUUUUGUGAAUGCUCAGAUCAAAACCAUCUCCUUACCACCCAGAAGUAGCAAUGAUUCUCCUUCUGAUCAAUUGCAUGAUGAUAAGGUUACUAGAGCAUCCUAUCAUUCACAAUCUUCCAAAGUUGUGUCUGAAGAUCUUAGGGAUAAUGAGAUUAAUGCCAUCGAAAGAGGCCAUGAUAGAUUUAAUGGAUUUAAUUCUAAAGAUACUUCAGGGAUACCAAGAUCUGAACUGCCUGGAAAGAACAUUGGUGUGGAAAAAACAACAGAUGAUCAUUCUGGUAGGGAAAGUAGAAGGAAAGCUGAAAAAAAUGACCGGCAUGACAGGAAUACCUCUGAGAAAGAUUUUGUAAAGGAGGGACACAGUAGUAAGACUAGGAUUGAUGAAAAAGGUAAUGAGAAUCAUAGAAGGAAGGAUGAAAAAAAUCAAAAGAGGGAAAAAACAAAUUAUGGCAAUGAGGCAAAAGAAAAGGUGAAUGAGGCAAAAGAAAAGGUGAAAGAACACAAUUUCAGGCAUGGGGAGAAGGCAAAGGAAUCAGAGUCAAGGAAAAGAUCCUCUCAUGUUGAUGUUAAGGAUGAUAAAAGGGAAGCAGAAAAAUCCCAUAGAGGUAGUGCCACCGAUGAUACUAGCCGGAAAAGGGAGCAUGCAAAGGAUAAGGGAGAACAUAAAUCAAGGCAAAAAGAUGCUAGUAAUCCUGACAGGCACAGGAGAAGACGAUCAUCUUCAGUAAGCAGUAGAGGUAGAGCCAACAAGGAUCGUGUUAAUCAUGCUGAUAAUUCAAGUGGUGAAGGGUCAGAUGGCUCAAAAAGGUUUAGAACAGAAUCUAUUUACCUCAUUGUCUGGUUAUCAUAUAUAGUGUCUCAUAAUGUUUGUUAUGCAGGAAGCUGCAUUCAAGAAAGCGUGACUUAUCGCCAUCUCCUGUCCGAUCUAAAAGAAGACAACUUUCGCGGUCUCCUCAUAGCAAGCGUUCUCAGCGCAGGCAUUCUCCCUAUUCUUCUCUUGAUUCUUCCAGUUAAAAAACUGUCACACAAAGCAUCGAAACAAUCUUCUUCAUACCUUGAAGACUAA